Bactrocera tryoni is the source of this 1148-nucleotide messenger RNA. RefSeq names its product B-cell receptor-associated protein 31. The transcript is spliced from 3 exons. The record is from RefSeq and is a predicted model, not a curated record. Lineage: Eukaryota; Metazoa; Arthropoda; Insecta; Diptera; Tephritidae. The coding region runs from base 174 to 875 and encodes 233 amino acids. Gene Ontology annotation, cellular component: endoplasmic reticulum; endoplasmic reticulum membrane. Gene Ontology annotation, biological process: intracellular protein transport; endoplasmic reticulum to Golgi vesicle-mediated transport.
ACCCAUGGAAAUACACAUCAUCGACUGAAUUUGACCGAACUUCAAUCAAAGCAGCGACAAACGCAGUAGCAGCGCAGUUCUAUAUUUUCACAAAUUUCAAUCUAUAAAAACUCAUCAGAAUUGCAGAAGGAAAGUUGUUCCAGAAACCUAGUAUUUUGUAAAACGCAGCAAAUAUGAGUCUUGUCUGGACUUUGAUUGCUACAUUUCUGUACGCAGAAAUUGUCGUAGUUCUGCUCUUGGUUUUGCCUAUAGCCAGUCCAUACAAAUGGAACCGACUCUUCAAAUCGAAGUUUCUAGCGAUGCUGGCACAGCAGGCGCAUCUGUACUUCUUCCUCAUUAUGGGUGUAUUAAUUUUAUUCCUAUUGGAUGCUAUACGUGAAAUGAGGAAGUAUUCGUCCCAUGAAGCUGGCGGUCACGAACAUCUUAAUGUCGAAAUGCAGCACAGCAUGCGUCUCUUCCGUGCACAACGCAACUUUUACAUUUCUGGUUUUGCAAUUUUCCUUGUGUUAGUCAUACGUCGUCUGGUUACGUUGAUCUCUGCGCAAGCAAACUUGUUGGCUCAAAGUGAAGCUUCAAUGAAGCAGGCACAAAGUGCCACCGCAGCUGCCCGCACAUUGAUGGCUGAAAAGAGCACAGAGAAGGCGAAGGAAGCCACUGAGGAUAGUACACUCACUGAGCUCAAUGAAUUGCGUAAGAAAGUACAAGAACUCACAUCUGACUUGAAUCGUGAGAAGAAGGAUAAAGAAGCUUUAAAAUCACAAGCAGAAAGCUUAAACAAGGAGUACGACAGACUUACCGAUGAGUACAGCAAAUUGCAGAAGAAGAUUACCAUCAGCGACAGUAGCAGCGGCAAAGGUGGUGAGAAAGAUGAUUAAACGAACUAAGAAAUCAGUACUCGGUACAGAAAUAUUUAUAACUUAACCAUUAUAAAUAUAUUUUUGCCACCGUGGUACAUGUGCUGCAGCUGACACGUUUUAAGCACUGUCGUUAACAUCUCAAAGAGACUUGAAGUUUGAACUUGUUAAAAUGAAAAGUGAUGAGUUUAUCUAAAUCGAAAAGAAUUAUCUUAAAUAAUGUGGAUUUAUAAUAAUAGUAUAUAUCAAUAUUCAUAUGUACAUUAAAAAUAACAAAGGACUAAUAUUUUUAAA